Molecule: messenger RNA, 1340 nt
Organism: Solanum pennellii
Lineage: Eukaryota; Viridiplantae; Streptophyta; Magnoliopsida; Solanales; Solanaceae
Product: protein GrpE
Biological process (GO): protein folding
Cellular component (GO): chloroplast
Molecular function (GO): protein homodimerization activity; adenyl-nucleotide exchange factor activity; protein-folding chaperone binding
Source: RefSeq, a predicted model, not a curated record
CAAAAAUAUUGUCCAAAUCACAUAAACAAAGGAUUACUGUUUACUCAAAUUUCAUUCCCCUUUCUCCUAACGAGAGACCUGAAUCUCUCUCUAUCUUUGAAAAAAAUGGCAGCUUCGGCUCCUCUUUCUCACACUUUUUGCACACUUCGAUUCCCUUCUUCUUCUUCUAAAGCAGCAAGAACCUCAAUCCCUCAAUGUUCUCAAUGUACCCAUCACAAUUUUUCCCUCAACAAACAAUGCGAAACCACUAAAUUUGCUCUAUCUAGAUGGAAUCCAAUACUAGUGAACUAUACCAGACGUUCCUCGGCGAAAACCUGCCUCAUUCCAAGACUUUGCUUCGGAAGCAAGUGAUGAUGAGGAUAACCUCAGUGAAUUGGAAAUGUCAAAAGAUGUAGUAGAUGAGAAAUAUUCAUCUAGAUUGAAGCCCCUCAUGCAAGUUUACAAGGAGGUCAUCCUAGUCGGAGAUCUAAAGCUUAUUUCUGAAAUUGAGGCGGUCAUAUCCUCGGUAGAUAAGGAGAGAGAUGACAUGGCUCAAAAAGUAUCUGCUCUAUCAGCAGAUAUCAAUUCUGGAAAGGAAAAAUAUAUCCGUUUACAAGCAGAUUUUCAUAAUUAUAGGAAAAGAUCUGAGAAUGAGAAAUUAAGAAUUAGGACCAACGCUCAAGGGGAAAUAAUUGAGAGCCUCUUGCCCAUGGUUGAUAACUUUGAGAGAGCUAAGCGACAGAUCAAACUAGAGACUGAGAUGGAAAAGAAAAUUGAUGCAAGCUACUAGGGAAUAUACAAACAAUUCGUUGAGAUAAUGAGGAGUUUGCGCGUUGCUGUUGUUCCAACUGUUGGCAAGCCAUUUGAUCCCGCGCUACACGAGGCUAUUGCUCGUGAGGAAUCUCAGGAAUUUAGUAAGGGAAUUGUAAUAGAAGUUCGCCGUGGGUUUUUACUUGGAGACCGCCUUCUAAGACCAGCUAUGGUUAAGGUUUCAUCUGGACCUGGUAAAAGGGUACCCUCUUCAGUCUCACAGAAAUCCCCAGCAGCAACUGUCGGAGUUGAUGAAAGCUAGUUCAUUUUCACAGGAAUACAUUCAAUUCUUUGAAGAGCAAAGACUACUCCCAGUCAUAUAAAUGGAUUUGAAUUCUCAUCCGUCUUGGCAAUCCUCGGCGAUAGUGUACAAUCCUCGCUCGUUGUUCUUUGUGUCGAUUACACAAUGAGAAAUAGGGGGAAUGUUUCCUUUGAAUGUUAAGAGAUUCAAUCUAGUUGUUGAAGGAAAAUAUGCUUGUUCUGAUGUUUGUCUGAAGGCUUGUGAACUCUCUUUUGCAUUAAUAUGAAAAACCAUUUUGGGAUCUUACUAA